AUGGAGCCCUUUCCUUCGCCAGUCGACCCGCCGGCGCCGUCCAAAGAACCGAAUACCCCACGAGUUCGCAUCGAUGAGUUGCCGACCUUGGAUCGGACACGCAGUGGAGGAUCCCAGAAUGGACCGUCGACGCUUCGGCGUGCCAACACCGUGCAGGGAAGCAAUCUCAUCAAGAGAAACCUGGAGCUGAAAGCAACGCAUGAGAGGACGGCAACAACGGGGCUGCGUGCCAAGGACAGCAAUGAAUUGUUGCGGCAGGGUCCAUUACAACGGUCUCAGACGCAGCGUGGCCCGCUCGGAGCGCCUCCCCGGGCCGGAAGGCAGGCCAUUUUACAGCCAAUUGCGAAUCCGACCCCUAAAGCCCACCGUAUAGCACCCUUGGCCUCUGUCGACCAAGCCAAAACCAAUUUUCUUCAGCCUCAAGGACACGCGUUCGCUCGUGAUGAUCCAUCCCGGUGGUCAAGUUCUCAGCUCUCGGAGCUGCGCCCGCGCGAAGAGCCCCGCGAUAUUCGCGAGCCCGCCGUUCCCCAGUCCGCACAGCUCGAUCAAUCCAUCCAGAGUCGCCUGCGGUCGAAUUCAAACUCGGCAUCAGAUGAGGAAUCGGUACCCGAAGCUGGAAAACGCGAGAUGCGAAUUGUUAUCGAUCGAUCUGAGGACCGGCCAAAGUCCGCAGAGCAAAAAUCGGGCCACGCGGCCUCGGAGGCUAUCCCACGUCCUCGGCUCACGUCCCCGCGAUUUAAGACCGAUAAGAGCGCAGCUUUGCAGAGCUCGGGUCAUACCCGCACAUCCAUGUCGGACAAUUUUCGGAAUUCAACCUUGCUGGGCGGCAUGGCGGAUCCUCUGCUGACCCAUCGUUCGAGUGUAUACGGGAGGGACUCCAUGUCGCGACAGCGGUCUUCUUUUGCGGUCUCGAUGUUUUCGGGGACAGCGGCCAUAGAUCUGAGCCGGGCGUCCCCAAUACCAAGGAACUCCGUGGUCUACGAAUUGAAAGAACCUGUCGAACCGUCUAUCUAUGAAAACCUGGUUUCAGGAAUGGAUGAUGGGUCUGUCGUUCGGUAUAUUCCUGGCACAAAGGACAUGAGUGCAGCCACACCUGCCCGCAUUGUGGCCCAGAUAUCCUCCGAGUCAUUUAUGGACUACGAGCUGGUGUCGGACUUCUUUCUCACUUUCCGUUCAUACCUCUCCACGGGUCAUCUGCUAGCUCUCCUCCUUGCACGGCUGCACUGGGCGAUUAAUCGGCUAAAAGACGAUGGGCGGAUCAUCCGGAUUCGCACCUUUGCGGCGCUUCGACACUGGAUUUUGAAUUAUUUUGUUGAUGACUUUGUUACGAACUACGACCUUCGGACCCACUUUUGUGACACGAUCAACACGCUUUACCGAGAGGUCAAGUCCCGAGACUUUGGGGGCAUGAGCGACUUGAAGAUUCUCAUUGAUUUGAAGCGUUGUUGGAAUGGCAAAUGCUCCGUUUAUUGGACCGCAUCCGACUUCUCUCGCGCAUAUAAUGACCCAGACACGCCCAUUGUACCCGGAAGUGCCCAGAUCGAGCUGCCUAGUGCUGAUGUACCGCAGCAAAGUUUUCCUCUCCCCGGAAUGGUCCCCAACCCAGACUCUAACUCGCAUGAGAGCCUUCGCCUUUCAACUCAGCAUGAUCGAAACGACUCUGCUGGGACCGCUCAAAGUAUUCCGUUCUCCACGCAGAGCGACCAAAGCAUGCAGGUGCUGUCUUGCUCGCUACCUCCCAAGUCCGCCAAGCACCAGUCCGUUCCUUUCUCGAAAGGCAAGGCGCCACGUCCGGUACCAUUGGGUCUUACGAAAGUCACGCCUUCCUCCCAUGAACCCCCACCUGUUUCUCCCAUAAUAUCACGACACCCAUUCCAUGGCCAUGGGCACAAGAGAAGCGGCAGCUUCUCGGACUCGGUGCGAGAUGAUCGUGUGCCGAUGUUCGUCACGGAGCCUGAAGCAAUGGUAUCCGCCACCCAAGAUAUCCUGGAUCCUGUUAGUUUGAUUCGAGGAGAGCUGUACCCUCCUGCGGAAUCCUAUAUGACAAUGAUGGCACCGGACUCUCCUCCUCUGGCCCCGCCCUCGACAACCGGAAACCCAGACCGGCGGAGCACACCGGAUACGAUGUCCAAGCCGGCACUCACGAACUCCGGCAUGAGAACCAUUCUGGGUUCGAUCAAGCGGGUUCUGCACACGAGAAACGGUGGCCAGAGUAUUUCUGCUCGCAUUGCAAAUUCUACUGACGCCGUGGCAAUGCUCUCACGGGGCAAGACAUCUGCAAUGCCUACGCAUCUAGCAUUUGGCUCUGAUAUUUACCGGGAAAGAAAGUUGGCUGCCGGUCCUAAGCAUCUCGCUCGUAUCGAUAUUCUGUGCGACGAGGUGUUGAAACAAUACCGCCAGGUGGUGAAAGAAAAUGAAGCAAGAGAGCAGGCCCAGCAGUCAGCGGAACCAGGAUUGCAACCAACACAAGAAACUGCGCAGAACCCUACUGAGUCUGAAACCCUUCAGAUUCCCAACGCUGGUAACACCGACAUCAAAAGUGGAAUCACCACUGACAGCGGAUCAAUCGUCAUCGUCGAUGAUACCGGGUUCGAUAUUCCCGUCAUGUCUGGCGCUGCUCCAGAGUCAACAUUGGAGGUCACAGAUGAACAUGGCCAAGACACUUCAAACGACCGCCUGGCAACAGAUGGCGCGCCGUCGCAUGUGUCCACCCUGGCGGAAGGACAGUAUUUGCUGCCGAUAUACUACAGCCCUGAAGAAUCGGGGGCAAAUGCUCAACGCUCAAGCUCCUUGCGUCCCUCUGCUCCUUCUACCCCACGAAGGUCAUUUUCGGUUGAGCGUGGAUCCACACCGUGUAAGACUCCCUUGUCUCUCCGGCUACGCAAGUACGCUUCCUUCCAGAGCGGGAUUUCUAGAAAGCGCCUGUCGAUUGGUAGCGAGGCGGGUCAAUCUGCCGGUGCUGCCCAUCCGAUGCAAAACCGACUGGGGAAGUUCUCUGGGCCGGCACUUCGCAGGAGACCCGGCGGGAAUCUGCGCCAGAUGCAAACCGGUGACGAGCACGGCGCGACCCCGGGUCGUGCAUCGUUUAUAUCUGAUUACUCCUACGAUGAUUCUCUCACGGGCACCACGACUUAUAGUGAGGAUACUGCCUCCAGGCCCAUGACUACUCUUAUCCCGCCCAACCCUCGCUUUUCACUUAUACAUACCCGUUCAUCGCGACACUUGAGGCGCUCAUUCGAAGCCGCGAUUGCGCAGUUCGCCCAGAUCCCCGAUGAUGACGAUGGAGGUAUCGAGUCUACUUUACUCAAACUAGAAGGCAAGUGGGGAGGGUCAUCCGACGACGACCAGGGCCCUGCAUCUGGCCAAGCAGAUGAUUCUCGAGGCAAGGUCGGAAGAAGCGAUGCUCGCCGGGGACAGCUUUUGACGCAGCCCGGAGUCGACAGAGCCGAAAGGGAUCACCCCGACUGGGAUGUUCUCCCCCGGAGACGACAGACUGACAAGUCAGCGUAUUCGACAGUUGCAGGCCGACUGGCACCACCUCGUCCUUACUCUGAUUCAGUGGCGGAGUCUGAAGAAUCCUACAAUUCGAUUCCGCUUCUCGAGCGAGGAUUGACCGAUGAGUCCAUGAAACGGCCGCCCACUGCUCGCCAUCCUCACAACGAUCCUCACGGUCCACCGCUUAGUUUCAUCUCGAGCCGGGAUAUGUCUGAACUGGCCUCGUCGCACCCGUCCAUUCAAAUCAUCAAGGAAACCGAAAGCCUGCGCCGUAUUCCCCGAGGUUCCACAGCCCCGUCAUACGCUCUGCGUGAUGCUGGCGCAGUUACCCCGAAACGUCUGUCUGCUCUGUCAGUUGACAUGAUUGAAGCACAUGAAGCCGCAGGCGCACGCCGAUCCCCCUAUACUCAAAGCCUGUCGUCAUCGACUGUUGACAUCCCGCCUCAUCCCCUGGCGCAUCCUCCAUCUCCACCGAUGACCAUUCAAAAACCCGGCUCUUUCACCCUGAAUGCCUCGCCAUUGGACCCGGUUUUGUUCCAGGCCCGGCCUCUUACCCCCGAAACAUCCCCUCGUCAUAGGGAUACGGAGAAGCCCAACUCGCGAUUGAGGAACGUACAGCAAGUAUCCAGCGACGUUCUCUCCAAUUCUGAACGCAACCAUUAUUGCCAAGAUACUAUCCAACACCCUGGCCCUGACCAUGUGCCCUUUGUACUCGCCUGUGAAUCUCAUGUUCUCGCUCAGCAGCUAACACUGGUGGAAAUGGCGGCCCUGAGCGAAGUUGAUUGGCGCGACUUGGUCGAAAUGAAUUGGAGCAGCUGCUCACCGUACAUCAUGAACUGGGUCCAGUUCCUCACGUCCGAGGACCGCAAGGGCAUUGAUUUGGUUGUUGGCCGCUUCAAUAUCAUGGUGAAAUGGGUCUUGUCUGAGAUCGUGUUGACUCGCGACAUUCAUGAGCGGGUGCGCACAAUUAUUAAGUACAUCCAUACCGCAGCUCAUGCGCGCCGCAUCUGCAACUACGCCACGAUGCUCCAGAUCGCCAUUGCCUUGUCCUCAUCCGACUGUUCGCGGCUGCAAGACACGUGGCAGUUGGUCCCGCUCGAGGACAGACGACUGUUCAAGGACAUGGAGUGUCUGAUCCAGCCAGUGCGCAAUUUCCACGACCUUCGAGUUGAAAUGGAAACGGCCAAUUUGCAAGAAGGCUGCAUUCCUUUCAUUGGUCUGUAUGUGCACGACCUCACCUACAAUUCGCAGAAACCCGCUCAGAUCAAUGGCAACGGCGGAGGGAUGCUCGUCAACUUCGAGCGCUACCGUACCACUGCCCGCAUCGUCAAGAACCUACUCCGUCUGAUUGACGCCAGCACCAAGUACCGUUUCGAGCCCGUGCAGGGCAUCAUCGAGCGAUGUUUGUGGAUUGCCUCGCUUCCCGAAGACGAGAUCCAAGCUCGUAGUAAGAACCUGGUGUGA
Messenger RNA from Penicillium alfredii, 4959 nucleotides. Its product is annotated as mitotic regulator LTE1. Lineage: Eukaryota; Fungi; Ascomycota; Eurotiomycetes; Eurotiales; Aspergillaceae. The record is from RefSeq and is a predicted model, not a curated record. The coding region runs from base 1 to 4959 and encodes 1652 amino acids. Gene Ontology annotation, biological process: Ras protein signal transduction; positive regulation of GTPase activity. Gene Ontology annotation, molecular function: guanyl-nucleotide exchange factor activity. The transcript is spliced from 3 exons. Gene Ontology annotation, cellular component: plasma membrane.